Molecule: messenger RNA, 1224 nt
Organism: Gadus macrocephalus (Pacific cod)
Lineage: Eukaryota; Metazoa; Chordata; Actinopteri; Gadiformes; Gadidae
Gene: dnajc9
Product: DnaJ (Hsp40) homolog, subfamily C, member 9
Exons: 5
Coding region: 211-969 (252 amino acids)
Cellular component (GO): nucleus; cytoplasm
Molecular function (GO): heat shock protein binding
Source: RefSeq, a predicted model, not a curated record
UUACGUAGCCACGCACCUCAGCGCGCCAAAUGAAUAUGUACACAACAGCCUCAGGAACUCUAAGUGGAACUGAAUUAGACAUCAAUAUCUUGAUUAAAAAGACGUUUUGAGAAGUAUUCAAAAGUAGUAACUCUUGUUACGCUUAGUGACAUUCGUUUUCGGGUGGAAGGUUAGCCAAAGCCCGACGUUAAGACGACUCAGAGCGGCAGAAUGGGUCUGCUUGAAAAAUGUGAAGAGUUGUUCCAGACCACCAGCCUGUAUGACCUGCUCGGCGUCGACAGGACUGCCACCGACGCUGAGGUCCGCCGCAGCUACUACAAGGUCUCCCUCCGGGUCCACCCAGACCGGGCUCCCGAUGACCCGCUGGCCACCGAGAAAUUCCAGGUACUGGGGAAGUUGUAUGCAGUGCUCUGUGACGCCGAGCAGAGGGCUGUCUAUGAUGAGACAGGUGUGGUGGACGAGGAGAGCGACACGCUGAAAAAGGAAAGAUGCUGGGAGGACUACUGGAGAGUGCUGUUCCCAACGAUCACGCUGAAGGACAUCCUGGACUUUGAGAAGAAGUACCAGGGCUCGGCUGAGGAGCGCGAAGACCUCCUCAAGCUGUACGUGAAACACGAGGGCGACAUGGACCUCAUCACCAGUUCGGCCAUGUGCUGCACUGUGGAGGACGAGCCCCGGCUCUGCGCCAUCCUCCGCGAGGCCAUAGAGGCGGAGGAGGUGCCCGCGUUCCCUGCCUUCACCAAGGAGAGCGCCAAGAAGACCAAGGCCCGGAGGAAGAGGGCUGAUAAAGAGCGAGUGGAAGCAGAAGAAAUGCAGAAAGAGCUGGGGCUUGGUGAUGAAGAGGACAGCCUUGCCAUGAUGAUAAAGCAAAGAAAGCAGUCCAGAGAACAGAACUUCAACAGUUUCCUGUCAGACCUUGAAGCCAAGUACUCCAAAAAAGGAGGAAAGACUCGGAGGGGAAAGAAGUGAUCAGAUGUUUUCUCCUGUUUUGAUCUAUAUUAUGUUAUGUUUAUAGUUUAAAUGAAUCAUGCUUUUUGUUCUAAACCGACCAAUAACUAUUUGCUUCAAGUAGGUGGGAAAAUAUGUUGUACUUUUCUUUUACUUGCCCUUUAAUGUAUAAAUGUGCCUGUUUGUAUUAUCAAAAUGUAAGUUUAACUACCCAUGUUGCUAAUGCAUCCCAAAGUCAUGGAAACGCCUAAUAAACCUGUAAUUUUUAAAACUGUA